Messenger RNA from Cricetulus griseus (Chinese hamster), 2388 nucleotides. Lineage: Eukaryota; Metazoa; Chordata; Mammalia; Rodentia; Cricetidae. The record is from RefSeq and is a predicted model, not a curated record.
AUGGACCCAUCAGGCAUAAACCAACCAGACAUGAACCAACCAGGUGUAACACAACCAGUUAUGAGCCCAGCAGGCAGAAGCCCAUACAAUAUGAACCAACCAGGGCCAAGCCAACCAAACAUCAACCAGCCAAGCAUCAGCCAGAAUGGCAUUAACAAACCAGAUGUGAAAAGACCAGGUGGAAGCCAACCAGACAUGAACCAACCAUGCCUGAGCCAACCCAAUAUGAAACAACCAGAGCCAAGCAUGGACCAGCCAGCCAUGAGCAACCCAGAUAUGAACCAACAAGGUUUGAGGCAGCCAGACCCAAGCCAACUGGAUAUGAAAGAACCAGGUACAAGUCAACCAGACAUGAAUCAAGCAGGCAUGAGCCAAACAGGCAUAAGGCAGUCAGGCUCAUCUCCUUCCAUCAGGAAUGAAACGAACUCAUGGCAAUGUGGUCCAGGGUAUCCAGGCAGGAGUCCACCAGACAUGGGGCAAACAGGACAGAGACAACCAGAUACAUGGAAACCAGAUCCAAGUAAUCCAGGAAUAAAACAAACAGAAUCAUGGCAAUGGGAGUCAAGCUCUCCAAGCUUGAGACAAACAGAUUACAGCCCAAGCCACUUAGGCAAAACAUGUUCAAAUCCAUGGCAAACAUGCCUAAAUCACCCAACCAAUGGACAAUUAGACUUUAGACAACCAGGUCCCACAGAACCAGGCCCUAGCUUAUUAGGCAAGAGAUUAUCUUUCAGCCAACCAGGCAUGAGACAAUCUGACACAUGUCAACUAGGCCCUAGCCGACCAGGUAUAGAACGGUCAGUAACACAACAACCAGGCCUUAGACCAUCAUAUAUGACACAAUCAGACACGAAGCAACUGGGUCCUAGCUCACUGGGCAUGACACCAUCAGACACAAAGCAAUUUGGCCCCAACCAACCAGGCAUGACAAAAUCUGAUAUGUAUCAAUCAAGCACCAGUCAAUCAGACAGGAAAGAGUUUGACACAUGGCAAUCAUGCACCAGUCAACCAGACAGGAAAGAGUUGGAAACAUGGCAAUCAAGCACCAGUCAAUCAGACAGGAAAGAGUUGGAAACAUGGCAAUCAAGCACCAGUCAAUCAGACAGGAAAGAGUUUGAAACAUGGCAAUCAGGCACCAGUCAACCAGGCAGUAAACAUUGGGAUUCAUGGCAAUGGGGUCCCAACUACCCAGGCAGGACACAAUCAGACAAAUUGCCAAUAGGCCAUAGCUCCCUAGGUAUGAAACAAUGGGAUUCAUGGCAUUCAGGCCCAAGCCAACUGGGCAUGAGAUAUUCAGACUCAUGGCAAUGGGGCUCAAGCUCAAGCAUGAGACACUCAGAUUUAUGGCAACCAAGCCCUGGCCAAUCAGGCAUAAGACAAUCAGGAUCAUGGCAAACAUAUUCAAGCUACCAAUACACAAAACAACUGGAUACAUGGCAACGAAGCCCCAGCAUCCCUGGGGUAAGACAAUUAUACACAUGGCAUCCAACCCCCAGUUGGUCAGGUACAAGACAAUCAGAAAAAUGGCAACCAGGUCCCAGCAACCCAGACAUGAGACAAUCAGAUACUUGGGAACCAACAUCAAGGCAAUCAAAGACAAGCACCAGCCAGCUGGGAACUAGUGAAUUAGAUACAAGCCAACCAGACACUACCCAAUCAGGCCAAAGAGGAACAACACAAUCAGAUAUAUCAGAGAGAAGUUCAAGUCAAUCAGAGAGGAAAGCCAGCCCAUCAGACAACACCAUCGAAUCAAACACAAAGCAAGUAGUCAUAAUUUCACCAGAUGAAAGUCAAUUAGAGCCAAGUGAAUUAGUCAUGAGUGAUUUAGGUAUAAAUCAACAAAGAAUGAUCCAAUCACCCACAAUAAAAGAAUGUACUGCUCCUUUCUACAUAAGACCUGCUAUGCCUGAAGACUGCCCAGAGAUCCUACGACUAAUAAAGGAAUUGGCUUCCCAUGAAGGCAGGCAAGAAGAAGUGGCAUUAACAGAACUGGACAUAAACAGGGAUGGUUUUGGAAAUAAUCCCCUUUUCUACUGCCUGAUUGCUGAAGCACCCAAUCAAGAAACCGAAUCCGGACUCCAAACUAUUGGCUUUGCCAUGUACUACUACACAUAUGACACAUGGAUUGGCAAAACGCUUCACCUAGAGGAUUUUUACAUCAGUGAAAAGUACCAAGGUCUAGGUAUUGGAGCUGAAGUGCUGAAGAAGUUAAGUCAGAUAGCCAUCAACACUCAAUGCAGUGCCAUGCAAUUUCUUGUUGUCAUUUGGAAUCAGGAUUCCGUUGAGUACUACACUCGCCUAGGGGCUUCAGACCUUUCCUGUGAGGAAGGUUGGCAUCUGUUCAGAUUUAACAUUGAAGAGCUGCUGGAACUUGCCCAGGAAGAAUGA